AGUAAGCGCUCAGCCUGCAUUAAAAAGUGAUAAUGUAUUGCAUGUACCAAAGUACCUAUCUUUUCGGGAUCAGUGGGGUUCAAAUGUUUUUCUACUGGCCCCCGUUCACCCGAUCGGAAUGCCACGGCUUGCCCAUUCUCUCUCUUCCCACGCCCAGCCUGCCAGCCUAUCAGAUCCCUAUCCACCAAGCUUUUUACUACCACCUGCGCCAUUUGCAAGUUCUUUGCAUCACUAAACACUAAUUCCCUUUUCCUUCCCCUUGAGCACUUCCGACGCAUCACCGCCCUUCCUUUUCUCAAAAAGUACGGCUAGCAAAUACCUCCCUUUUCCUUGAAAACACAAGAUGUUGUCGCGAAACUCUGCCAGAGCUGCCCAGCGCCUGGCGCGAACAGCAGCCCGUCAACAAUCUCACAUUCAAAAUGCUUCGCGAUCCUUUGCGACGGUCCAAUCCGACAUCUUCAAGCCUACAAAGUAUGGCGGCAAAUACACCGUCACCCUCAUCCCCGGUGACGGUAUCGGUGCCGAGGUAGCUGAGAGCGUCAAGACUGUCUUCAAGGCCGACAGCGUACCCAUUGACUGGGAGCAAGUCGACGUCUCGGGUGUGGAGAGCGCCUCGGCUGGUAGCCUCGAGGAGAUGUUCCGGGAAUCUGUCGCUUCCCUGAAGAGGAACAAGCUGGCGUUGAAGGGAAUCCUCCACACUCCUAUCAGCAGAUCGGGACACCAGAGCUUCAACGUCGCCCUGCGACAAGAGCUCGACAUCUACGCCUCCAUCUCGCUCAUCAAGAACAUCCCCGGCUACAACACCCGCCACCAGAACGUCGACCUGUGCAUCAUCCGAGAAAACACCGAGGGCGAGUACAGCGGCCUCGAGCACCAGAGCGUGCCGGGCGUCGUCGAGUCCCUCAAGAUCAUCACCCGGGCCAAGUCGGAGCGUAUCGCCAAGUUCGCCUUCUCCUUCGCCCUCGCGAACAACCGCAAGAAGGUCACCUGCAUCCACAAGGCCAACAUCAUGAAGCUGGCCGACGGUCUCUUCCGAAGCACCUUCCAGAAGACCGCCGCCGAAUACCCCACCCUCGAGACCAACGACAUGAUCGUCGACAACGCCAGCAUGCAGUGCGUCUCGCGACCCCAGCAGUUCGACGUCAUGGUCAUGCCCAACUUGUACGGUGGUAUCCUAUCCAACAUCGGCGCUGCCCUCGUCGGUGGUCCCGGUAUCGUCCCCGGCUGCAACAUGGGUCGCGACGUCGCCGUCUUCGAGCCCGGCUGCCGACACGUCGGUCUGGAUAUCAAGGGCAAGGACCAGGCCAACCCGACCGCUCUUCUCCUCUCCGCGACUAUGCUGCUCCGCCACCUCGGUCUCGACGACCACGCCAACCGCAUCUCCAAGGCCGUGUACGGCGUCAUUGCCGAAGGCAAGUACCGCACCCGCGACAUGGGUGGUGAAUCCACCACGCACGAAUUCACCCGUGCCAUCCUCGACAAGAUGGACACCUUGUAAACAAUAGACCCUCUACAACAACUUCUUUACGCACCUAGCUUCCCUAUCUUUGGAGGGGAAUAAAAGAAAAACUACGGCCUACUUCCUACGCGUUGCUCUGAUAGAUACCUAGAGGAAUUGGAGGAACGAAUAGCAUUGACUACCAUGGAGUCACGGAAGGCGACGUUGGAGAGUCCUAGAUAUAUGUACUGUACGUAGAUUAGGAAAUGCUUUGCAUCAAUUAAAUUCCCAAUUUUUUUUUUAUCAAUCCGUUCAUGAUCUUAAAUAGAUGUAGUUUAUUCAUAAGUUCAUGUAGGUAGAUCAAGCCUUAGUACAUAUGUAUCAAAUGGAUCCUGGAGUUAUCAA
Messenger RNA from Daldinia caldariorum, 1843 nucleotides. Its product is annotated as isocitrate dehydrogenase subunit 1. NCBI's taxonomy places the organism in Eukaryota, Fungi, Ascomycota, Sordariomycetes, Xylariales, Hypoxylaceae. Gene Ontology annotation, biological process: isocitrate metabolic process; tricarboxylic acid cycle. The transcript has 3 exons. The record is from RefSeq and is a predicted model, not a curated record. Gene Ontology annotation, cellular component: mitochondrion. The coding region runs from base 344 to 1498 and encodes 384 amino acids. Gene Ontology annotation, molecular function: NAD binding; magnesium ion binding; isocitrate dehydrogenase (NAD+) activity.